Dunckerocampus dactyliophorus (ringed pipefish) is the source of this 3206-nucleotide messenger RNA. Its product is annotated as somatomedin-B and thrombospondin type-1 domain-containing protein. Lineage: Eukaryota; Metazoa; Chordata; Actinopteri; Syngnathiformes; Syngnathidae. The transcript is spliced from 8 exons. Bases 1263 to 2066 code for a protein of 267 amino acids. The record is from RefSeq and is a predicted model, not a curated record.
CAUGUUUUCGUCACUUUUACUCAAUUAAUGCAGAAAGUAGUUGAGAAUUUGAGCAGUUACAUGGAUUGUGUUUGACCAAUCAUGAAUAACUUAAGUAUUCUUUUUGGUAUGUAUUCUUCUACCUAACCUCUUUAAGACUGCCUGGUACUACGAACUUUGCACCCACUUUUGACCGCCUCUUAACAUAUUUGCUAUCUUAUUGUCUAUUAAGCAGCUUAAGGUCUCUCGAAAAGCGCUAUGUUAGUCCAAACAUUGUAAUUAAUAUUAAAUAAUGGCAUUGUAUAGUUAACAAUGGCAGACAAUGCGGUCUCCUAUUUGCACACCUGAAAGCAAUAGACUUAGUUUGUCACCUCCGCUGGUGACCACUAGAUGGCGGUAUUGCUCUUGUAUUGACAUACACGAGUCCUUCUACAACACUUCUUUACGUCCUAAUAUUAGGAAUAAUCACCGGUUUCCUCAAAAUAUUUUUAUUUUAUUUUAAAGCACAACUACCUGUGAUGUUUCAAAAAUAUUGCUACGGGUCUAGCUAAGCUAAGCUAGCUAAGGUCGACAAAAUAAAGUGUCGCGUAAAUGUGAUUUUGUCUCCCCCUUCUGGCGACGAGAAGUAAUUAUCAGGGAUAUAAGGCGAGCUCAGUUCAAAGGCUGAGGCCAAAGGCAACGUGACUCGUCACAUGUCAUUUUGAAGGAUGCUGAGAGCCCCGCGAGCCUGUCAAUCAAAUCAUUUAGUGUGGAGGCCGGCCGAUGAACUUGGAAGCGACACGUCAAGGCCUCUCGAGCUGGAAACCUUGCACGCGGGAGAUCAAGCUACCAGCUCCCACCGUAAAUUCCUAACUAUAAAGUCUUAUCAGCACCGAUGACAACUGGCCAAGUCAGAUGGACACGCCAUGGACUAAAGUAUUUGGACGUGGCAGGAAAUUCCAAUCACCUGGACUUUGAGUGGACUGCGGUGGCCCAAACUGCCAUCGGGGGUCACAGCGAUUGUGAAACAUGCAGGCGUGAUGCAAGGAAGGCAAACGGGCCCACCAAGCAGGGAGGAGGGAAGAAAAACACACUCCUCCCUUUCUGUGCCUGCAUUGUCUCCUUCUGAGGCAACACACACACACACACACACACACACACACACACACACAUGCCCCAAGAGGUGCGGCAGGAGAAGACCUGGGAGUGUGCGCUAAGGUGCCAUGGAGGAAUUUGAGGUCUGGAGGGGCUGCAGCACCUUCUCGUGGUCGUGACCAAGCCUUCACAAGGAGACCUCAAGCUUCAUGAUGGCUUCCUCUGUGGAGUUUGCCUUCUUGUUCCUGCUGCUGCUGCUUUGCAGCCUGGCAAAGAAUCACAUGAUCGCUGGAGGCUGUUUGGGCAAAUGCUGCAGCGGCGGCAGAGACAUGAGCUGCACCGCCACUGACUGGAGGAUGGAUCGGGUCUACGGGACGUGUUACUGCGACGAGGGCUGCGCCAGGACCAAAGACUGCUGCUUCGACUACUUCACACUCUGCCCAGCUAAGGCCUGCACAGUGAGCCCUUGGAGCUUCUGGAGCGGCUGUGCCGAGGCGUGCCGGCCUUCCUUGCGGCUCAGAAUCCGUCACGUGAAGGAGUGGCCCGGCAACAACGGAGAGCCCUGCCCCAGCCUGGAAGAAAGGGCCGGGUGCUUGGACUACAGAGACCACCAGGGCCACGCAUGUGGAAUCAACUCCGGUCCUGCAUUCAUCACCAGCAUGGAGUUCGGCAAGGGGAGGCCCAAGCAUGACAGCUAUGGAAGUCCUCUUCAUCCUGGUUUCUGUGUGGAAUUCUCCCUGGAGUCGCGCUCCCUUCACUGUACAGCGGAGAACAGGCCUCACACACACUGGAUGCGCUACUUUACAGAAGGCUUUACGGUGUGUGUGGCGUGCCGCCCGCCUGCCAUGAGCAACAGCAGCGGCGGUUGCCAAGGAGACGGGCGGGAAACUGACAGCGAGGCUGUGCUGCGCUGGCAGGCGGUGGGCAACCCUCGAUGCAGCGGCACGUGGAGGAAGAUCCGGAGAACGCAACAGUGCAACUGCCCACCCCAGCACAGUUUCAUCUUCAUCUGAUCAACAAGCACGCGUUGCUCUUCUUCUCUACUCUCAUUGGGCGCCGGUAAGAACAUUCAGAGAUGCAUCACUUAUGAAGCAGUGCAGCUUGUUGCCCAUAUUAAUAUAAGAUGAGAAUUAUUAUCUUUGUAAAAAGGCACACUUUUGGAUCCAGCUUUCACAUUUUAUUCAUUCAAUAUGUAAUAUUUCCAAUCACAUUUCAUUCCAUUUGUGUGAUGUAAUUCAAGGAGCAAACACGACGUGCACGCUUAAGUAAACGUCUUUGUUUACAAACGAUGCCCUCUAGUGGCGAGUAAGCCUAACUACAGCAAUACGAUAGCGUAGAAUGGAUGAGCUAAUUUCAUAUACUGUAAAUAAUCUCUCCCGUCUUUCCAAUACAAUCACCUUUUACAUUAAAAGGUGCUGAAGGUGUGCCAAAUGCGGCUCGCCAUUAAAAGGUCUUUCAAUUAUGUAAAAACAUUCUUUUGACACCUGAAUGAGAGUCACAUGCACCCCGAAGGCGGCCAUGCUGGGUGUGGUCAUUUUUGCCCUUCCAAAAAAUUGUCAGGCCAAAUCAUCAAUUACGUGACAUUUUUAUCUAAUGAUGUAAGAUUGUUAAUGGAUCACGUGCUUAAAAAGUUUAACAUUUUUCUUUUUUGGAAGGCUGCACUCGGGAUGCAUGUGCCGUAAUUGUUCUCUUGUAGAAGAUGAGGAAACAUAAGCUGCACUGCUUGUUUCUAGCCAGCAGGGGUGCUGUUAAGGACAUGAUCAGCUAAGCUAAUUGUUCUGAUAUUCUUAGUGUGUAUUUUCUGUCUGUACUAUAAACAACAUGUUAGGUUCAUUAGACGCUCACUUGAAGGUAAAAUUCAUGAUUUACAAAAUAAAACUAUGCUUAAUACAGCAACAAGUAUUAGAGGCGUAACGAGGUCUACAUGUAUUCGGAUUCUAAUUCUUUUUUCGGUACCGAACUCCCAAGUAAUACACAUUAAAAGUGAAAGAUGGGAAGUGUUUGAGUCAUGAAUAUGCUCAGUAAUCAAAUACAAGCUGUCAGGAAGUGCAAAGUAUAUUUAUGGGUCUGACAUAUUGUACAAAUACAACCAACAAAGACAGUAAAAAAGCAUACUGUACUUAAAAAAAGCUGUUGAUACAAAUAAAACAUUU